CUUAAUGGCCUCUUCGAAGUGACGUUCACUGGGCUUUCCACCUUAGAAGUUCUCUUGGAAAUAUAUUAACGCCUGAGGAACGUUCGUUCCGUCGCUGAAAAUUUAGCGAUGGAAAACAGGGGAAAUAUAUUAUGUUUUAGCAUGUUUUUCGCAGUAACAGUGUUUGGUGUUGCAGUGGAGGCUGGAGAUAGUCUUCUGUUGGGUGCCUCGCUUAGUGGAAAUCAAACAAUAAUUUCAAAGAAUGGCACAUUUGAGUUGGGAUUCUUUAGCCCAAAUGGAAGCAACUGGUAUAUUGGCAUCUGGUAUGCCAAAAUACCAGAGAAGACGUAUGUUUGGGUGGCCAAUAGGGCGACUCCAGCGACAAACCGGUCAGGCGUUUUGAAGCUGUCGCCAGAAGGUAAUCUGGUACUGUUCGAUGCAGAGGGUGCAUCUAUUUGGUCAGUCAACACAACAAACAAGGCCUCCCGAGCUGUGAUAUUGGAUUCUGGUAAUUUUCUAGUUCUGAGAGAUGGCAAUAAAUCUGAAACUGUUUGGCAGAGUUUCGACAAUCCGGUGGAUACCUGGUUGCCCGGGAUGACGUUCGGUGGGCAGCAAAAGCUUGUCUCUUGGAAAAACUCAUUCGAUCCCGCUCCUGGGCUUUUUUUCUUCCACGCGGAUUCGUCUGGGGCCAAGCAAUUCGUGCUGAAAUGGAACAAUUCUGUACAGUAUUGGGAAAGCGGGAUUUGGGACGGUAAAAUUUAUAGUGAAAUGCCAGAAAUUGCAGACGAACGUCAGUUCAUUUUCAUUGUUGAAAGUAAUAGCUCAGGUUUGUUUCAAAGUUAUAAGUUGAAUCCUCACUUCAAUGCAGUCACUCGUAUCCUCCUGACUAAGUUCGGACAAGUGCAAGUGUAUGCAUUCGAUGGCAGUAAUUGGAGCAUGUUCUUUUCUGUGCCCAGAGAUGGAUGCGCCUUAUAUGGUACCUGUGGUGCAUACGGAACCUGCGACUCCAGAAAUCUUCAGCUUUGUAGCUGCGGGGAAGGCUUCAAACCCAAAGACGAUCGCGCCUGGCGUUCGCAAGAUUGGGCGUCCAGUGGCUGUGUUCCGCAGAGUCCGUUAAACUGUAGCACCGACCGAUUUAUCGACCUUGGUGUGCUGUUGCCUGAUGAUUACUCUUCCUCACACCCUGCCUCCACGAAGAAAGAUUGCCAGAAAGCCUGCCUCCACAACUGCUCAUGCACCGCGUUUGCUUUCAAUCCGCCUUCAGGGCCUUGCCAAACCUGGUCCAGAGAUUUGCUGAACAUGCGGUAUUCAACUCCAUCAAAAAGCAAUUCAAAUGUCUUCAUUAGAGUAGGUGCCUCUCAACUUUCUACGAAACGCAAAAGCCCGAGUACUGUGCGCGUAGUGUUUGGUAUUGUUGGUGCACUCACCGUCGUUCUGGGUAUAUCUUCAAUUUUUAUUUGGCGGAGGCAUCAGCUGCGGUCGAUGGACAGGCCUGAAGAUCUCUCCAACUCUUUUCUCAAAGUGUUUAGUUACAAGGAAUUGAAAAUUGCAACAAGGAAUUUCAGGUCUAAAUUGGGGAGCGGAGGAUUUGGCUCGGUGUUCAAAGGAUCUCUACCAGACGGUACGCUUGUGGCCGUAAAAAAAAUGCGGGGUUCAAGACAAGAUGAGAAGCAAUUCAGAGCGGAAAUCAGUUCACUUGGAAGCAUACAACAUGUCAGUUUAGUAAGGCUUCGAGGGUUUUGUGUAGAAGGAUCGAGACGGUUGCUGAUUUAUGAUUAUAUGCCCAAUGGCUCUUUGAAUUCCUUAUUGUUUAAGAGUAACUGCAAAAAUAGAGGAGAGAUACUCGACUGGAAGACCCGAUUUGAGAUCGCACUAGGCACUGCAAGAGGGUUACUUUAUCUCCACGAAGAAUGUAUAGAUUGCAUCAUUCACUGCGAUGUUAAGCCCGAAAACAUUCUGCUGGACAGUAAUUUGUCACCACACUUGGCCGAUUUUGGGCUGGCAAAGCUUAUGGGUAGAGAUCUUAGCCGCGUUCUGACCACCACAAGAGGAACGAGAGGGUACUUGGCUCCAGAGUGGAUAUCCGGUCUUCCCAUCACUCCCAAAGUUGACGUCUACAGUUUUGGUAUGACGCUCUUGGAAAUCAUUUCUGGGCGAAGAAAUCUAGACUUAACCGUGCAAGAUUCAAGUUUGUAUUACUUUCCCCCGUGGGCUGCAACUCAAAUUCAGCAGGGGAAGAUGAUUCAUAUUGUGGAGGAGGGUGUUGCAGAGGCAGCAGACAUGGAAGAGGUGAGAAGAGCAUGUGUUGUAGCGUUCUUAUGCAUUCAAGAGGACGAGGAAGUGAGGCCUAGUAUGAGGCAAGUGGUGCAGAUGCUGGAAGGGAAGAUGGAGCUUCAAACUCCGCAGAUUCCGAGCUCUGCGGUUAGACCAGCACAGCACGACACUAGCAGCUAGAGCGAUGGUAAUGGUAUUAGUUAGAAUAAUGUUAGAAUAAUUUAAGGGGAUAAUACAUUCUAAAAUGUAGAGGCACCUUUAUUUAAGCUUAAACUUAGAUGUAUUUAAUAUACCUAUUUCUAUA
Messenger RNA from Cryptomeria japonica (Japanese cedar), 2557 nucleotides. Its product is annotated as G-type lectin S-receptor-like serine/threonine-protein kinase At2g19130. Gene Ontology annotation, biological process: recognition of pollen; protein phosphorylation. The coding region runs from base 109 to 2433 and encodes 774 amino acids. Lineage: Eukaryota; Viridiplantae; Streptophyta; Pinopsida; Cupressales; Cupressaceae. The transcript has 2 exons. Gene Ontology annotation, molecular function: protein serine/threonine kinase activity; ATP binding. The record is from RefSeq and is a predicted model, not a curated record.